AUGCUCAUAUAUUUUAUCUUGUAUUUUACAGAAUUUAACCCUGCGUUGCAGGAUGCAGCGCUCACUCCCUACAGUUCAUUCCAAAGAGAUGCAGAAGAUGUGGCUUCAGUGCCCUCUUGUGGAUUGUGUUUGAAUUACAGCAUUGAAGGUGGCAGUCUGGUUUUUACUAUCCAAACAACAAUGGGUGCUGACUAUUUAACUUCUACCAAUCUGAUUGUCCGGGAAAAUCAGAAAUGUGACAUUACUAUCAAACUGCACUACAACUACACAGGGAAAUCUCUGAAAAGCAAUGGGGAUCAAAUGGACAAAACCAGUUUGCUAUUUCUUAUCAUAUGCAGCUUUAUAGUACUGGAAAACCUCAUGGUACUGAUUGCUAUAUGGAAAAACAAUAGAUUUCACAACAGAAUGUACUUUUUCAUUGGCAACUUAGCACUUUGUGACUUAUUAGCUGGCAUUGCAUACAUAGUGAACAUUCUUAUGUCCGGAGCUAACACUUGCAAUAUCUCAUUGACAGCAUGGUUUGUACGUGAAGGUAGUAUGUUUGUAGCUCUUGGUGCAUCAACAUUCAGCCUGUUGGCCAUUGCUAUCGAGAGGCAUUUGACAAUGAUAAAAAUGAGGCCUUAUGAUGCCAACAAGAAAUAUCGCGUCUUUCUCCUCAUUGGAACCUGCUGGCUUAUAUCGUUUUCCUUAGGUGCACUGCCAAUCCUUGGCUGGAACUGUCACAACAACUUGGAUGACUGCUCUACUGUGUUACCAUUGUAUUCUAAAAAGUAUGUUGGCUUUUGCAUUAGUAUUUUCAUAGUCAUUUUAAUUGCAAUAGUCAUCCUGUAUGCGCGGAUCUAUGUCUUAGUAAAAUCCAGCAGCAGAAGAGUCACAAAUCACAGCAAUUCAGAGAGAUCAAUGGCCCUGCUCAGGACUGUUGUUAUUGUUGUAGGUGUGUUCAUUGCCUGCUGGUCUCCUUUAUUCAUUCUUCUCUUGAUUGAUGUGGCCUGUAAAGCAGGGGAGUGUAGGAUCCUAUAUAAAGCACAAUGGUUUAUUGCUCUGGCUGUUCUCAAUUCAGCCUUGAAUCCUCUCAUCUACACUCUGGCCAGCAAGGAGAUGCGCCGGGCUUUCUUCCGUCUUGUGUGUGCUUGUGUGGCCAAGUCCAGUGCCUCAAGGUCUUUGCCAAUUCAGCCAACACCGGAUCUGAGCAGAAGCAAAUCCAGCAGCAGCAAUUCCCCAAAACACAAAGGAUUUCUACAAUCUCAUUUUCAAAGUAAAGAGGACAAAAGUGAAUCUUCAUUUCAGAAUGGGAAGAUCAUUAAAUGACUUGCUUACGAGCUUUGGAAAAUGGAAACUGUAUCGUUUCUACAGUUGUUUCUGCACUUAAAUUAUGACACUUCAAGUGGAUUCUACAAGACUUUAUAUAAGGCAUGGACUCCAACAUUCUCAUCAAACGUUCUAUCUCAGGAAAUAAAGUGCAUGUUCCACACAGUUACGUUUUGAAUCUUGCUUUGCAGAAUUUCUCAUCUCUUUGCUUUAUUCAGCAAGAAAGACUAACAUAUGUGUCUAUUAUAUUAACACUAAUAUAUUCUAGUUAUAUAGGUGCCUUUGGAUGAACACUGCCUCCUGUCUGGUCUACAUGUGAUGUAGGAGACACAAAGGCUUCUUAUGACAGCCAGGAUCAUUUAGCUAUAUUGAAUAGAUCUAUGCAUAGAUUUACAAUGAUUUACAUUUCUUGUAUGCAAUACACCAUUGUUACUGUGAGACUGUCCAUUAUAUGAUGACUUUGAACUGUAAACAUUCAUUUUCACAUUAGAUGUUAGUGUAAUUGAAUUAGCUUGCUUUAAUUAAAAGCCUUUGGCAAUGAACUCUUUAUAUGACCUGGUGUUGGCUAUAGUAGAACAUGAUAUAUAUAUAUAUAUAUAUAUAUAUAUAUAUAUAUAUAAAUACACAUACAGUACAUGUAUGGUUCAUGCUAUGUGUGAUUCAACUAUUAGGCCAGACAACAAAAUAAAAAACUGGUGAUCGUGAGAAUUUGGCCAUUUUUUGCUCCAGAUAUACUCCAAUGUUAUUAUUGCAUAAUAUAUACUCUUGAUAUAGGCAUGCACAUGGCACUGUUUUAGCCUUGAAUGUGGCUAAUUUCUAGUUGUCAGCUACUGUACUUUAUGGUAACAUGAACCACUCAUGGGUUCCAUGCUUGUUUAUCUUAAGAAAACACAUUGUUAUCUUUUUUUUUUUUAAGUUCAGGGUCAAGCACUACAAAGGCAUUACACAAAAUCAAACAUGCAUGGGAUAGGCAUAAGGCUAUUGUUAAUAUAACAUUAAAUUAGGCACUAUUAAUUGUAUUCUGGAUAUUGGGCAGACUACAUGGGCUGAAUGGUUCUGAUCUGCUGGAACAUUUUAUGCUUCUUCAUGUUCUUUGCUGAAAAAUAUAAUUUUGUUUUGUAAACAUCACAUCAGAUUUGUAGCUAAAUGGAAAGACAACUCAGCUUAUACUGAUAUUUUCUACUGUUCCUUAGAAGGGCAUUUCUAAAAUUCUUCCUAUUACUAUUGCUAUUUUACAUACUUAUAGAGAGUAUUAAUAUUGUAUAAAGGAAAAAUGAGUGUGAUCUUCAGUACCAUGGUAAAUACACUACUAAAAUGUAACCUUUUGGGAUAGCUUAUUUAAACUAUAAUCAAGUCCACCAAUAACAAUAAGCAUCUCUUAGAUCCCAGAAUAAUAAUACUGAACCUACUUAAAUCAAUAGAGAUAGUUAAAUCAUUUGAAUCAAGGGUAAUUUGUACUCAAGCACAGAGGAAAUGGAUUUUCUCAGAAGGAUUGGGUGUCCAUGUACUUCUAUGGAGAGGGAAGGGGGAGAAGAAAACAGCUGCAGAGAGAGGCACAGACAUACAGACAAAAGAGGAGACUCUGAUCCCCUAUGUCUCACUCAUACUCAAAAAAUCAGCAGCAGGAAAUACAUUAGAGAGCAGUGAUGAGUAGUAUAGCUGUGAAAUCAGCUUUUUCUUUCUCUCUCUUGCUCUCUCUACCUUGUCCGUUGUUGUCCAAAGAUAAUUAUGGGCUGCAGCUGUAACCAGAUCUCCCAAUAACGCUGUCUAUUUUCUGUCUUUUAUAGACAAUUGUUAUCAGUUAAUUCUGAGAGAUCAGUGCAUGAAGCAUGGGGAUGUAGGACAGGCACCUGAUAAGCGGUUUGAGUUCACAUUUCAACUGACUACAAUGGGAUUAUUAUAUGCUAAAGUAAACCGGAAUUAACCCUAUUACCCUUAAUGGUAUAAAAGUGACCUUUUUGUUAGCAUACUAGCAGUAGUGUAUAACUAAAACUCCCUUAGGGUACGUUCACACGUACGCAGAUUUGAUGCACAGGGUUUUCUGCGGCAGAUUUCAAUGUAAACUAAAUGACUGAGCACAGCUUCUAAUCGGCAGUUACAACUCCUGCACAUCAAAUCUGCACAGGAUCCUGUUAUGUGUGAACAUACCCUUAAAAGUUUUUUUUUUCAUUAAGAGAACCUCUUCUUAAACUGAAGCCAGCCCAGUUAUGAGCGGUUUGCCAAGGACUUGGUUUCAAAAGAUUUAACUGUCCAUAUAUCUUUUCUGCACUGUCCCUUGGAGGCAAACUGAAAUAGUAUAUGCCUCCCAUUUUAACCCCUCAAGGACGCAGCCCUUUUUCACCUUAAGGACUGAGCCCUUUUUCGCAAUUAUGACCAUCGUCACUUUACGAAUUAAUAACGCGAAAACAAUUUUAUCGAAUAUUCUUAUUCUGAGAUUGUUUUUUCGUGACAUAUUCUACUUUAUUUUGGUGGUAAAUUUUUGUCGUUAAUUGCAUCCUUUUUUGGGGAAAAAUCCCCAAAUUUCAUGAAAAUUUUGAAAAUUUUGCAUUUUUCUAACUUUGAAGCUCUCUAAUUGUAAGGAAAAUGGAUAUUCCAAAUAAAUGUUAUUUUUCUUCACAAAAACAAUAUGUCUAGUUUAUGUUGGCAUCAUAAAAUGGACAUACUUUUGCUUUUUGAAAAACUAGAGGGCUUCAAAGUAGAGCAGCAAUUUUCAAAAAUGUCAUGAAAAUUGCUAAAUCUGAAGGGACAGAUGUUACAGAAUUACAACUCCCAGCAUGCCUGGGCAGUCGAGGCAUGCUGAGAGUUGUAGUUUGGCAACAUCUGGA
Molecule: messenger RNA, 4133 nt
Organism: Hyla sarda
Lineage: Eukaryota; Metazoa; Chordata; Amphibia; Anura; Hylidae
Gene: S1PR3
Product: sphingosine-1-phosphate receptor 3
Exons: 1
Coding region: 1-1308 (435 amino acids)
Biological process (GO): G protein-coupled receptor signaling pathway
Cellular component (GO): membrane
Molecular function (GO): sphingosine-1-phosphate receptor activity
Source: RefSeq, a predicted model, not a curated record